Argentina anserina (silverweed cinquefoil) is the source of this 640-nucleotide messenger RNA. Its product is annotated as membrane magnesium transporter. The transcript is spliced from 4 exons. The record is from RefSeq and is a predicted model, not a curated record. The coding region runs from base 93 to 419 and encodes 108 amino acids. Lineage: Eukaryota; Viridiplantae; Streptophyta; Magnoliopsida; Rosales; Rosaceae.
AAUUGUGGAGGAGUAGAAUAUCGUAAACGACGUCGUAGAGUCCGAUACCGGAGAGCUCUAGCUGGCCGGAGAUCGGAGCUUAAAUAACAAGAAUGGGUUUCAGUUUGGGAUUCCUGGUCGGCAUCUUCGGAGUUCUAAUUCUAUCUCACGCUGCUUACUCAACUGUUCAGUAUAGGGGAUUGUUGAAGAUAAUGGAGGAGGAGUUUUCAGGGCCUCCAAUCACUGUGGUGGCUGAAUUGGUUGUGGGAUUAGUGUUGAGUUUGUGGGCAGGACUUACUGUUCCGGGCACGUUUCUGUCGAUACAUCCCCAAUCUGAAGAGAAUAGGAUAGUUGCUCUACCGGCAAAUCUAGACUUUAUGGUCUUCAAUCAUCGUGGCAAGGUCUUUCCCAUGGAGAUGGAAUUGAAGCUGAAACAUUAAGGUCUUCAAUUUGUUCAAGCAGAACACUGUUUUUAGUUCAUUUUCUGGCAUUCAGAGAGAAGAAUGGCAACAUGUGCGCACAUGAUGAGCACUGUCUCUACUUGUUCUUGUUUCCUUGGAGUCUGUUAAAUGUAUUUUGCCUUUACCUGUGUAGCGUCUAACCAUUGGAUAUCUGCUACCUUGGCCUAGUCAUUUACGGUAAUUUGAACCAGUUGCUUUUC